Porites evermanni is the source of this 303-nucleotide messenger RNA. Lineage: Eukaryota; Metazoa; Cnidaria; Anthozoa; Scleractinia; Poritidae. The record is from the annotation of a GenBank genome assembly.
AAACCAAGCGGUUCUCAAGGAACUAUUUCUAAUCAGACAAAGCGUUCGGUUAACAUGAUAUUAAAUGGACUGAAAGAUCUGGAGGCGUUAGUUAAAGAACAUAACCCAAGCUUCGCCAUUGAUCUGUACUCUUGUCUAACAGUUCAGGUUGAAAACCUACACGCAGUUGGUCAUUUCAAGGACCAGUUUCCUACCCUUUUGCAGUACGCACGGAAUCUGGCAAAUACCGUAUACGAAAGCAUUAAGCGUGUAGUACCCUGGAGUGCCUACUACUUCACACAUGAUAAAUCAUAUUAUCCCGUG